UUUUUUUUUUCACACAUCCUGCAACACUCGAUCCAUCCCAUCUAACCAUCUGAUACACCAAAAUGGUUGAUUUCCAGUUCCACUCCUUCGCCACCAGUUCAAACUCAUUAGUUGCUGGCAAGCUUCUCACUGUCGCUUCUGUUGGUAUCUUCGCCGGCACCGCCCUCUCCUUCAGCUCCAUCAUCAUUCCCUCGUUCCGCAAGUUCUCUUCUGCCAGCUCGCUCGCCAUCUGGCAUGAGUCCAUCAAGUCCGCACAGAUCUUGCAAACGGCUUCGAAUGCCGUUGGUGUUAUCGGAGGUAUCGGAUUGUACUACGAGACAGAAAACCCUUUUUAUUUGUACAGCGCUAUCACUUUGGCCACUGUUGUUCCUCUUAGUCUUUUCCUUAAUUAUCGCGUCAACAAGAAGCUGAUUGAAAUCCGUCAGGAUAACACAGUCGACGGCAAGGCCGACAGCAUGAGGGACAACAAGUUCAAUGAUGCCGAGAUCGAGAUGUUAUUGCGUCGCUGGAACCUCCUCAACAUCGGACGUACUGUUCUGGGCUAUGGCGCUCUUCUCGCUGCUCUCUACGGUGUUGCUUCUGACAGCGGAGUCAGGUUCAUCUUUAGCGCAUAAGAUAGUCACACCUUAUAAAAGCAAAAAAAGAAUAAACCUUUAUGAAACGUA
Molecule: messenger RNA, 665 nt
Organism: Lobosporangium transversale
Lineage: Eukaryota; Fungi; Mortierellomycota; Mortierellomycetes; Mortierellales; Mortierellaceae
Exons: 2
Coding region: 63-614 (183 amino acids)
Source: RefSeq, a predicted model, not a curated record